Messenger RNA from Labrus bergylta (ballan wrasse), 3164 nucleotides. It is a transcript of the gene pde5aa, whose product is annotated as phosphodiesterase 5A, cGMP-specific, a. Lineage: Eukaryota; Metazoa; Chordata; Actinopteri; Labriformes; Labridae. Gene Ontology annotation, molecular function: 3',5'-cyclic-GMP phosphodiesterase activity; protein binding. The record is from RefSeq and is a predicted model, not a curated record. Gene Ontology annotation, biological process: signal transduction.
AUGCCCUGUCUGCAACCUGAGGUGCUGGAGUCCAUGGAGUCCGGGAGCGCGACUUCUGCCAGGGUGUCAACUGCUGCCACCGCGGAGACAGAAGAGUCCCUCCGCACGGUAACCGAGGAGAGCAAGCCGCUGACGAUGAAGGGCAUGGGCUGGUUCUUCUCACCGCUGUGGAGCCCGCGCUCCAAGACGCGUCGCAGGAGGUUUGAAGACGGCAUGAAGGGCAACCAAGUGGAGGCAUGGCUGGAUGACCACUCCGACUUUACCAGGGCCUACUUUUUACGCAGAGCUUCCGCGGCCAUUGCUCCACAGACAGAUGUGUCCCAUCUGCAGCCCAGGAUACCUAAAAGCAACUCGGACCACUCUUGCCUGCAGAAAGCUCUGCACCAUCGCAGAGGUUCCUCACCUCUCACCAACCCACACUUGAACAUUUCCUACACAUCAGACAGGCUAAAACCCCUCGCUUCCCACCACGUUGCCUCUGAGUGGAUCGAUUCCUUCACGCCGGAUGUGAUGGGGUGUCACUCCCCUCUCUCUCCUCGCUCUUCUCGCUUCUCCUUCUCCCCAUGCCCCCCUCUUUCUCCCAUAUGCCCAGGUUCCCCUGAGUUACCCCACUUCCCUCUUCAGCCUCAGUGUACCACUGCCCCAUCACCUGCAGCCUGCGGAAAUGGCGAGUGCUGCCCGUGGAUGAGGGGGCUCAUGAGAGGAGGUCUCAGUUGGAUGGGUUCUGUCGCAGAGCUCUGCCUCGGGGCUGUCCUGCAUGCUGGGGAGCUGCUGGUGGCUGAGGGUUGCUGCCUCUCCUUGGUAAAGAAAGACUCUAGUGGAAGGAGCACGUUGGAGGAGGCGGUUGCUCUGAUGGAGUUGGGGGGCUUGAGUGAAGGGAAUCUCUGCAGCCAUGCACACAUGGAGCUAGUGAAGGGCAUCAUGGGAUGUGUGCUGGCUACAGGGUCGCCAAUGAACCUCAGAGAAGUAUCAGAGGACCCCCGGUUUGAAAUAGAUGAGGAUCAAUCAUCAAAAAUCAGGACUCUUUUGAGUAUUCCCAUCAAGAACCACAGAGAAGAGGUGGUUGGCGUGGUGGUUAUGCUCAACAAGAGAAACAGCUCUGACGUAUCAGUUUCUGUUUUCACCAACAUGGACGAAAAGGUGCUGUCCAACCACAUGGAUGUGUUGGGGAUGGUUCUGGAUAAUGUCCAGUUAUAUGAGAGCUCAAGACAAGAGGCCAAACGCAGUCAGGCCUUGAUAGAGAUGGCGCAGGUAUUGUCAAAGGAGCACCAUUCCUUUGAAGUUCUGCUGAGCAAAAUGGCUGCCACCAUCAUGCCCUUCACACGUUCGCAGUACUGCACAAUCUUCAUCCCCAGUGAUCAAGACGAGGAUUCAUUCUCCAGAGUGAUCCACCUGGAGUGUGAAGAGCUUGGAUCUUCCUGCCAGAUCUACAGAAGGGAGCAUGACGUCAGCGAUAUUGACCAGUCAUAUGCCCUCCGAACUCUGCUGGCUAUGGAAACACUCAACAUGUUUGAGAGUUCUGACGAGUCAAUGAAGAGCUUGAUCUGCUGCCCUGUCAGAAAUGAGAGGUCUGAAGAUGUUAUUGCCGUGUGCCAGCUAAUGAACAAAAGGUGCAGAGACUCAGACGAGUUGGAGGCCUUCAACAGAUAUGAUGAGCGCCUACUAGAGGACCUGGCGGUGUACUGCGGCCUGGCUCUACAGUACGCCCAGGCUGUGCAGAUCACUGAGGAGCGCAGGGCCAGUAUUGAGGUCACACAGGAGGUUCUAGCCUAUCACAUCACAGCAGCAGAGCAAGAAAUCCAAGUACUGCAGGAGGCCGAAAUUCCUUCUGCCGAUUCACUGCGUAUUCUAGAUUUCCAUUUCUCUGACUUCGGUCUGCCAGAAGACAUGACCUCUCAGGCCACCGUUCGGAUGUUUCUGGACCUCAACUUGGUGCAGGAUUUUAACAUUGAUUACAAGAGUCUGUGUCAGUGGGUCCUGACUGUGAGACGUGGUUACAGGAACAACGUGCCUUAUCACAACUGGAACCAUGCACUCAGCACUGCUCAGAGCAUGUUUGCUAUGCUCAUGGCCACAAACCAACUCCAGAUUAUUUUCUCCCGUUCAGAGAUUUUAGCGUUGAUGAUAGCCACGCUGAGUCAUGAUCUGGACCACAGAGGAGUCAGCAAUUCAUACAUAGAGAGGAGUCAGCAGCCUUUAGCUCAGCUUUAUGGACACUCUUCUCUUGAGAACCACCACUACAACCUGUGCCUCUUCAUCCUAAACAACACUGGGAGUCAGAUUCUCAACGGCCUCUCUGCAGAAGAGCACAGAUCGGUUCUACAGAUGAUCAAAAGGGCAAUCCUCGCCACAGACCUCACCGUCUACAUGGAGAGAAGAAAAGAGUUCUUUAGCCUCUCUAAGAAAAGAAAAGUGAACUGGAAGAGCGAGAAACAGAGAGAUUUAUUGAGGUCGAUGCUGAUGACAGCCAGUGACCUCUCUGCUAUCACGAAGCCUUGGCAUGAACAACAAAGAAUCGCCAACCUGGUUUCCAUGGAGUUCUUUGCACAGGGGGACAAAGAGAAAGAAGAGUUCAAAAUCAAGCCUGUUGGCAUCAUGAACAGAGAGAACAGUACUCGUCUGCCAUACAUGCAGGUUGAAUACAUUGAUGACAUCUGCUACCCACUCUACAAGGCUGUGUCAACACUGUUUGACUCCUGCUUCCCACUAAUGCUCGGUUGCAAAAAGAACAGAGAAAACUGGCUGCUUCUUGUUAAAGAAGCGGAAGAAGAAAGUGAAAACAGUUUUUGUAGCAUUCCUCUGGAAACACAUGGAAACGACGUGGGGAAGUUGCAGACUGAGGAGUAGAAGACCGGACAGAAGAUUGUUCUUCUUUUGGAAACUUCAUCACUAAAUACAAACCUGAUACCCACACAUCAGAGCUUUGUCUGACACUACAUGUUAUAUAUGAUUUACAAUAUUCUUGUACAGUAAUGUGAGCCAUGCUGCAUGAUGUUUUGGACUUUUCUGAACUCUGUAAUGAAUGUAAAUGUUCAAAAUCAUAAAGACAUGUUUGUGUAGCCACAUCCAAUCAAACCAGAAGGUAACUUUUUGUGAGUGGCUGUUGUCUGCCCUGGUUUGUCAUCAGAGUAGAUAAAGAAAUAAAGUUUCUUAGAUAACUUUUA